This is a messenger RNA of Copidosoma floridanum, 1481 nucleotides long. It is a transcript of the gene Pak, whose product is annotated as serine/threonine-protein kinase PAK 3-like protein. NCBI's taxonomy places the organism in Eukaryota, Metazoa, Arthropoda, Insecta, Hymenoptera, Encyrtidae. Gene Ontology annotation, molecular function: ATP binding; protein serine/threonine kinase activity. The record is from RefSeq and is a predicted model, not a curated record. Gene Ontology annotation, biological process: protein phosphorylation.
AUGGGGUAUACUAAACCAGUUGAAGAGUCAGUUACGCCACCCAUACCCACAACUGCUCUUGCACCACAACGAAACGGGUUACAGCAAGCAAUUCACUCAUCACAUUUAGAUAAAAAUAAAAAUCAAUCCAUUUCUACACCUUCCAUUACAGCAGAGCAAUCACGUUUUAUACAAAACGACAAAAUGCGGAAGAAAAAAAUGACUGAUGAUGAAAUUUUAGAAAAACUUAGAACAAUAGUCAGCGUUGGUGAUCCAAACAGGAAGUAUACUAAAAUGGAAAAAAUUGGUCAAGGGGCAUCAGGUACCGUAUUUACUGCUAUUGAAAGUUCUACUGGUAUGGAGGUAGCAAUAAAACAAAUGAAUUUGUCACAACAGCCUAAAAAAGAACUUAUUAUAAAUGAAAUACUUGUUAUGAGAGAAAAUAAACAUCCAAACGUAGUAAAUUAUCGUGACAGUUAUCUUGUUGGUGAGGAGUUAUGGGUUGUUAUGGAGUAUUUACCAGGAGGAAGCUUGACAGAUGUGGUAACAGAAACUUGUAUGGACGAAGGGCAAAUUGCAGCUGUAUGCAGAGAAGUCUUACAAGCGUUAGAGUUCCUUCACUAUAAUCAAGUCAUUCACAGAGACAUUAAAUCGGAUAAUAUUCUUCUGGGACUAGAUGGUGGAGUAAAAUUAACAGACUUUGGUUUUUGUGCUCAAAUCUCUCCAGAACAGAAUAAACGUACUACGAUGGUUGGAACUCCUUACUGGAUGGCUCCAGAAGUUGUAACUAGAAAACAAUAUGGACCUAAGGUUGACAUUUGGUCUUUAGGAAUUAUGGCUAUAGAAAUGAUUGAAGGAGAACCACCGUACCUGAAUGAGAACCCUUUAAGAGCCUUAUAUUUAAUAGCAACAAAUGGCAAGCCAGAUAUUAAAGAAAAAGACAAACUUUCCAAUAAUUUUCAAGAUUUUUUGGAUCAGUGUCUGGAAGUAGAGGUUGAUAAACGAUCUGCAGCUUCUGAUUUGUUAAAGCAUCCAUUUUUAAAAUUUGCAAGGCCUUUAGCUUCAUUAACACCCUUAAUAAUGGCAGCUAAAGAAGCAGCUAAGGAAGCAGCAAAAGAAGCUGCAAAAAGUCAUUAAUUUUUUAACUGACUGCAAAAGCUUCUUUUUGAGUUAUACGUUGUAACAAUAGACGUUAUAGCUCGGAAAUACUUUAUUACAUAAUAUAAACAAGAAUUAUGGACUAACUUUGAAUCACGGCUUUUGCAAGAAGGUGAGAUUAAAAAAAAAAUCGUAUUAAUUGAAUAACGCAUAACAGUACACUAUAUUUUGAUAAUUAAAUCAAAUGUACAAACAGAUCAAUUUUGUAUCGUUAUUAUUCGAGUUAGAAUAUUAUAUAUAAUGAGAAAAAUAUCUUUGGGAUGUUAGAAAAUGCAACUAAUAAAGAAAAUUACAACUUAAAAUUUUUGUGAUCUGUGAAUAUAGUAAAUAAAUAUUUAUCUGAC